This is a messenger RNA of Dinoponera quadriceps, 2400 nucleotides long. Its product is annotated as bipolar kinesin KRP-130-like. NCBI's taxonomy places the organism in Eukaryota, Metazoa, Arthropoda, Insecta, Hymenoptera, Formicidae. Gene Ontology annotation, molecular function: ATP binding; plus-end-directed microtubule motor activity; microtubule binding. The record is from RefSeq and is a predicted model, not a curated record. Gene Ontology annotation, biological process: microtubule-based movement; mitotic spindle assembly. The transcript has a single exon. Gene Ontology annotation, cellular component: nucleus; spindle microtubule. The coding region runs from base 1052 to 2350 and encodes 432 amino acids.
CGGUCGUUUUUCAAAUAGUGCCUCGAAAUCGAGACGAUUGGGAGCAUUCGAAUAGCAUUUGUCGCGCGAGUGAGUCCACCCGCGUGCGAAUGUCAAUUUGUAACAGAAUUAAUUGUAGAACGAACUUCGUACUUCGUUGCGUAAAAGGAUUGUUGUGUAAAGUGUGAAAUAACGACCGGAAGGAUGCUGAGGAACAAAGAUCAGCAUGUCAACGUCUUCGUGCGUGUUAAGUAAGUCAGCCACCUGCGAUUCGUUAACGCGAAUACCAAAUAGAUAUAGUUUGUGCGCGUAUAAACUUUUAUUUAUUAAAAAAUAAUUAUCGUAGAAUUGAAUAUCCGUCCCGAUGAAACGACUGAUUUCUCGUGUAAUAAUUCUUAUUAAUUCGAUCCCGCCGUCCGUUACGAGGAAAGACCGAGUUUAGUGUGAAGGUCGCGCUUGUCUUUCUUUUUCCGCACUGUUGUGAUUUUUUUUACCUGUCCUGAGAAUGUUUGAUUACAAUUUGCCGAAAGGAAGUUGAUACAUUGAACAAUCUUGUGAAACGUAUUCUUAUUAUGGAUAGACUUGAUGGAAAUUUGAUUUAGUGACUUAAGCGGCAUAAAUAUCUUCGAAAUAUCUUAGCAACGUCUAAGGAAUAUAUUACUUGUUAAUCGACUUGUUAAUCCUCGAACGGCAAGGUAGGGUCAAAUUGACCCCCUGGUUUAUCUUACAACGUGCACACACUGUUUCUCUUAAAGAAUGUUUCAUGUUAAUAUUUACUUCUUUUAUCCAUUUUACACAUUGAUUAUAUGGAAAAUAAAGCAGAGCACGAGGUCGGAUACAGGACUAUUUUCCUGGAUACAUCGAAAAUGCACCUUGCUAUUAAAGAGUUAAAUGUCUCUUAAAUAUCUCCGAGACGUAUUUCAAGCACAUUCGUGCUGUCUGGAAUUUAAAACUUGAAUCUUAAUUUAAACAUCGGAAAUUGAAUUGGCACAUAAUACUUUACGCAUUGACGGUGCAUAAAUAUGAUAACGAUAAUCGUGUGACGACAAUAGAUAAUUAUGCGCAUCUAACGAUGUUUUUUAUUUUUCUUCUUUCAUUUGACAUUUCGCAAUAUAUCAACAGGCCUCUGAACAAGAAGGAGACACUGGAGAAAAAUGGUGAGAGACCAGUAGUUCCAGUGGUGCAGGUGGCAUCCGAGAAGGAGAUAAUAGUUUACGAGCGAUCGCAGGAGAAAAUUGCGAAGAAGUUCACGUUCGAUAAGGUGUUCGGCCCGGCGUCCACCCAACUGGACGUGUACAACGUGGUGAUUCGGCCGUUGUUGAAGGAAGUCUUGGCCGGAUACAGCUGCACCGUCUUCGCCUAUGGCCAGACCGGCACCGGCAAGACGUAUACGAUGGAGGGCGGCCGCGUAGAGGACUCAGGUUUGCACUGGCAGAGCAACACGACCGCCGGCAUGAUACCCCGUUGCCUGAGCCACCUGUUCGACGAGCUCCAGCAGCUGGAGAGCCAGCAGUACGUCGUCAAGAUCAACUUCCUGGAGUUGUACAACGAGGAACUGUUCGACCUCCUGGGCCCCGGCGGUCACGACGCAACGAAGAUCAAGCUGUACGAGGACACGUCGAAGAAGGGCUCGGUCAUCAUACACGGCCUGGAGGAGGUGACCGUGCACAACAAGACGGAGGUUUACAGGAUCCUGGAGAAGGGCUCGGAGAGGAGGCAAACCGCGACGACGUUGAUGAAUUCCAACUCGAGUCGUUCGCACACGGUGUUCACCAUAACGAUACACAUGAAGGAGGAGACCUCGGAGGGGGAGGAGCUGCUGAAGACGGCGAAGCUGAACCUGGUGGACCUGGCCGGUAGCGAGAACGUCAGCAAGUCCGGAGCCGUUGACAAGAGAGCGAGGGAGACCAGGAAUAUCAAUCAGUCCCUGCUGACUCUUGGUAGAGUGAUUACCGCGCUCGUGGAGAGGGCGCCCCACAUACCCUACCGGGAGUCGAAGCUCACGAGAUUGCUGCAGGAGUCACUGGGCGGGCGCACCAAAACCUCGAUAAUCGCGACCAUUUCGUCCGCAAGUGGCAACGUCGACGAGACACUGUCGACGUUGGAUUACGCCUACCGGGCGAAGCAUAUCACCAAUCGACCGGAGAUCAAUCAGAGGCUCUUCAAGAGAGCGCUGCUGAAGGAAUACACGGAGGAGCUCGAGAGACUCAGGAAAGACCUGACAGCAACGCGCGAUAAAAAUGGCAUCUACCUGUCGCAGGCCAAGUACGACUCUAUGCACGCGCUGAUCGACUGGCAGAAGAAGAAGAUACAGGAUCAGGUCAACGAUUUCAAAGCUUUAGAGGAGACUAUAGAGAGCAAGCAGGUGUGAUACUUCAAGAUGUAUAUUCCGAGGAGCCUUCUAUAGUUUGAAAAACCGCA